This is a messenger RNA of Drosophila erecta, 1321 nucleotides long. RefSeq names its product PC4 and SFRS1-interacting protein. The coding region runs from base 95 to 1081 and encodes 328 amino acids. Gene Ontology annotation, cellular component: nucleus. The transcript has a single exon. Gene Ontology annotation, biological process: regulation of transcription by RNA polymerase II. NCBI's taxonomy places the organism in Eukaryota, Metazoa, Arthropoda, Insecta, Diptera, Drosophilidae. The record is from RefSeq and is a predicted model, not a curated record. Gene Ontology annotation, molecular function: double-stranded DNA binding; transcription coregulator activity.
UUAAUUCCAGGAAAACGAUCUUCUUCUUCACAUUCCAGAACUUUGAAAAGAAGCGCUGGCCAAACCGAUUUUCCUGCAAAAUAAGCAAAUUUGAAUGGAAAACAUGGGACGCCGACGUGCCAGGAUGCCUAUUUUCACGAUCGGCGACUUUGUGUUCGCUAAGGUGCGCGGGUAUCGCGCCUGGCCAGCCCGCAUCCUGAACCGCGUCGGUGCUACGGCAUACAAUGUGUACUUCUACGGAACCUGCAAUUACGCCAAAGUGCCUCGCAACGAAGUUGUCGACUUCGAGAAGAACCAGCGUCGAUUGGGAGUGAUCCGGGCGAAGGGAUACAACUGCAAUCCAACUUUCCGGGGCGCCAUGAUGCACGCCCGCCAAGCAUUCGCAAAUCCCGACGAGGAUUUCGGGUACUACCAGCAGUUGGCUGUGGAAAACGGCGAUUGCGUCGACGCCGAGGACCUGGAACUGGAGUACAUGGUUACCGAAGAUGGAAGCAACCUACAGCAGGAGCAUGAUGCCAACGAACAGGUUGCGGUGGAUCAGGAUGAGGAGGUAAAUUCAUUGGAGCAGGUCUUCAGCAAUCAGAUGAAUGAGCCGGAUUCAGAGGAGCCUGCUUUAGAUUGUCAACUAGAGGAACAGGAAGCAUCACAGUCGAUGGUGCUGAAGAAGCAGGUCUCCGAACCGUAUUACUCGAUGGCUGAGUUAGUUUCUCUGAAAUCGAAGAAAUUAGAUACGCUGGAAAAGCGUGCCAAUCGGAAAUCAAAGAUGUCAGUUCCAAAAGAUCAGUUGAAGCAGGCAAAAUCUCAGUUAGUGGAACAGGUUCCAGAACAGCAGGACUCAACGGAGUUCCUGGAGCAUUCAAAGCCCCAGUUGCAAAGUGUGAAUACUAAGAAAGAGGACUGCAAUUUGCAGGAGAUUAUUUCAAAAGAUUUGCUCAAGCAGGUGGAUGAUCUAAUGAAAAUGCUCGAGGACAUUGAAGAUUACACACGUAAGGAAGAGGCUCAAGAUCUGGAGGAGCUGAAAGUGGAGGAGAUUUACUAUAUGGAUACGCCCAUUGAUAUGUCCUGCCAACGCCAUCGCUAAUAUAAAUGUAAAGAGAUGCGUUCUACAAACUACUACAAAAUAAUUUUUUCGCAUACAUCCUACUGAAACAUGCCUAGAUUAAAGAAAGUAAGUGAAAUGUCCUAAUUAUGUUCAAAUUAUGUCGCACCCUUAUGAAUUAAUUACUGACCAUUUAUAAACUAAAUCUUUAACGUUAGAUGGGAACUAUGUACCACACAUUUUAUUUUCUUAACAUACAAAGACGUAAAAAGAGUUUUGACA